This is a messenger RNA of Elephantulus edwardii (Cape elephant shrew), 1276 nucleotides long. RefSeq names its product core-binding factor, beta subunit (gene CBFB). Bases 14 to 562 code for a protein of 182 amino acids. Gene Ontology annotation, biological process: regulation of transcription by RNA polymerase II. Gene Ontology annotation, molecular function: transcription coactivator activity; sequence-specific DNA binding. The transcript has 6 exons. The record is from RefSeq and is a predicted model, not a curated record. Gene Ontology annotation, cellular component: core-binding factor complex; nucleus. Lineage: Eukaryota; Metazoa; Chordata; Mammalia; Macroscelidea; Macroscelididae.
UCGGGGCGGGAAGAUGCCGCGCGUCGUGCCUGAUCAGAGAAGCAAGUUCGAGAACGAAGAGUUUUUCAGGAAGCUGAGCCGCGAGUGUGAGAUUAAGUACACGGGCUUCAGGGACCGGCCCCACGAGGAGCGCCAGGCGCGCUUCCAGAAUGCCUGCCGCGACGGCCGCUCGGAAAUCGCUUUUGUGGCCACAGGAACCAAUCUGUCUCUCCAGUUUUUUCCGGCCAGCUGGCAGGGGGAACAACGACAGACACCUAGCCGGGAAUAUGUCGACUUGGAAAGAGAAGCAGGCAAGGUAUACCUGAAGGCUCCCAUGAUUUUAAACGGAGUCUGUGUUAUCUGGAAAGGCUGGAUCGAUCUACAGAGACUGGAUGGUAUGGGUUGCCUGGAGUUUGAUGAGGAGCGAGCCCAGCAGGAGGAUGCAUUAGCUCAACAGGCCUUUGAAGAGGCUCGACGAAGGACACGUGAGUUUGAAGAUAGAGACAGGUCUCAUCGGGAGGAAAUGGAGGUGAGAGUUUCACAGCUGCUGGCAGUAACUGGCAAGAAGACAACAAGACCCUAGUCCUGGUUCUAAUUUAGGUGGUGGUGAUGACCUCAAACUUGGUUAAUUAGAAGCACACAGAUGUGCCACUCAUCUUUACAUAUACAUUGCUUCUAGUUGGUAGAAAUAAUUGAUUACAAGACCAGAAACUGUGAUAACUGGAUAUACUGCAGUCUGUUUCUCAACCUUAGGCAGUAACAGACAUCACAGACUGCCAUGGUUUUGCACUAUGAUUAUAAUACCUGCAUUUCUAAUUUUUUAAACAUGUAAGCCAGUAAUAAUUUGGAAUUUUUUUUUCUAUGCAAGCUUAUUACCUUGUUGGCAUUAUAUUUAGUGAGUUGAAACUAUCCAAUUGUAAAGUCCAUUUUUCUAGUCAUUGUAAUUUAAAAGUUAUGUCAUUUAAUAGGUCAAGAAGUUAAAAUUUCAUAGGGGGGGUGGGGAUUUCCCCCCCUCCUAAUCGGUUGCUCUAAUUUUUUUGUACUUUUAGAUGUGUUGAUUUAUAUAACUUCACUAUAGAUAAACAUUCUUGGGGGGGAUUUGUUUUAUUUUCCCCAUUUCCUUUUGUGUUUUUAUAAUCUAUGGCAUUUAAAAACUUCUGAUGUGUUUGCAUUAUUUACAAGCUAAAAACCUAGUAGCACAGAGCUGUCUGCCACAGCCUUCUAACACAAAGUUUACAGUUGUUAAAGUUGCAGUAUCCUUUUAAAUACCAGUAUCAGCACCCUUUGUUUGCUUUUU